CCGGCUGCGGCAGUCGACGCACCACGUCAUCACCAGCACCGCUCACCGCUCACCGCUCACCGCUCACCAUGAAGCUCGCUCUCGCUCUCUGUGCCGCUUUCCUCCUCGUCGUACUGGUCCAGGCCGAACAGGAAUGUACACCUGGCCAGACGAAGAAACAAGACUGCAACACAUGCAAUUGUACCCCUACUGGAGUUUGGGCCUGUACUCGCAAGGGCUGCCCGCCCCAUAAGAGAGAGGUCACCUGCGAGCCGGGCACAACGUUCAAGGACAAAUGCAACACGUGUCGCUGUGGAAGUGACGGAAAAUCGGCAGCGUGCACCCUCAAGGCCUGCCCCCAGAAAUGAAUAGAGAAAAAGGGGUUCCUUCCGAGUCUAGACUAAUGCUGAAGAAUGUCAGCUGUUAACAACACCUGUACUGGCUGCAUCGACGUACGCCUUCCACUUCUCGAGGCCAAUUCAGGCUGUCCUGCAUCUUCCGUGCAGUCCUUCUGCACCAAAAACAUUUUUUAGAUUUGAAAUUUUUCUGCAUUUUUUGUACAUAAUAAAAAAACUCAAAAAUCUA
Schistocerca gregaria is the source of this 564-nucleotide messenger RNA. Its product is annotated as serine protease inhibitor I/II. The transcript is spliced from 4 exons. Bases 69 to 347 code for a protein of 92 amino acids. Lineage: Eukaryota; Metazoa; Arthropoda; Insecta; Orthoptera; Acrididae. Gene Ontology annotation, molecular function: peptidase inhibitor activity. The record is from RefSeq and is a predicted model, not a curated record.